GCUAUACACAAACUUGGCUUGUGAGCAGACUAUGAGCACAUCAAAAGAACUGAAAAUUGAAAAAUGGGACGAGGAAGUUGAUGGUAAAUUAUGUGAGCAAGCUAUGGAGAAAAAAUUGAAGACUCAGGGGUACAGCUUUACGCGCUACGAAUUUCCCCCUGGGAUGGUGUUCCCUGAUCAUACUCACAACUGGACUAAGAAGGACUCCAUAGUGACUGGAAGAUUUCAGUUCUGUAUGUAUGGCCAGACUGUAACCUUGGAGCCAGGAGAUAUGAUUGAUGUUCCCAAGAACCAAGUCCACAAUGCUGCAGUUGUAGGCUCCACAUCAGUAGUAUUUUAUGAUGCAACAAAAACCUGACUCGAGUGUUGUUUUCAAUAAUCCAAUAUUGUUUGAGUGAUUCAAAUGUAGUAUUUCAAUCCAAUUAAAUUAUUUGUAAACUUUU
Messenger RNA from Ylistrum balloti, 443 nucleotides. RefSeq lists its product as uncharacterized. The record is from RefSeq and is a predicted model, not a curated record. The transcript has 2 exons. The coding region runs from base 32 to 358 and encodes 108 amino acids. Lineage: Eukaryota; Metazoa; Mollusca; Bivalvia; Pectinida; Pectinidae.